Molecule: messenger RNA, 5003 nt
Organism: Patella vulgata (common limpet)
Lineage: Eukaryota; Metazoa; Mollusca; Gastropoda; Patellidae
Product: protein DD3-3
Exons: 14
Coding region: 152-2467 (771 amino acids)
Source: RefSeq, a predicted model, not a curated record
CUGUCGCCUGUGGAUAGUAUUAUUCACGAACUUCCCAUGAAAAUCGUAACAAAAACAACCGUAAGGGGACUCAAUAAGUGGAACUAAUAUUUAUAACCCUGUCUAUCAGUUAUAAAUUAGAAAUCAAAACUUUUAUUUAGACUUUGUCAAGAUGUUGAAGGCGGUGGUUUUUUGUUUUCUGUCGUUUGUUUUUAUUCAGCCGUCGUCUGCUGAUAUAUAUUUUCAUAAUCCAAGAGGUGGCAAUAACAGAUUAGAUGAAACUUCUAGAGAUAGAAAUAAUGCAAACCGACUAUUUGAUUCUCAGAACAAUGCUCGCGGUGGUUACAAUGUCGGUAAUUUAUUUUAUUAUGCUGGUUCAAAGUUACAAAUAGAAUGGACAAAUCAACAUUCGUGUGGAGCUCAAAAUGCUAAUUGUGAAAUAGUUCUUCAGUAUAUGUGUGGUGACAAAGUUCGCGAUGGUGCAAUUAGAAAUACUAUACCUGAGAAUUUAAUACAAUGUAUAGAUUAUAACUGUGAUAAUGAUAUAAAGUUUGGUAUGCAUGAAGGUUAUGCUUAUUGGCUACAGAAUAGUUUAAGAGAAAGAAAUCGAGGUCUCUUUACAGCUGAUCAGAAUCUAAAUGGUGGACGAAAAAGAGCCAGACACACUCGUCAAAAUCCAAAUGGUCAACGACGUGGUUAUGAAUGUGCUGAAGAAAGAGACUACUAUCCUUACUGGCAUCCCAGUCCAUGGAAGGAUAUUGCUGUGAUGACCAAUGAUGUCUCUAGAUGUGAUUACUAUAAAGAACAGAGUGAGAAUGUAAAAGGUCGAUGGUACUGUGAUAUAGAUUUAACUGUUCUUGAAUUAAACAAGAGAAAAGGUCUUGUGGUUCCAAAUAACAAGGAAGAUUGUGAUGCAUUUGUAUGGCCUAGACGUUCAAUAAAUGGAACUAAAGGUGUUUGGAAACAAGCACCAUCUCAUGGUUUACCUGCUCCUGUUUGUCAAGAGACAGAAUAUAGUCGAGAUAAUCACAAUGGUAAUGGGCUACACGGAACACCAAACCUCUUUAACUGGACUCUACCUAACUUUGAAGCCGAAAAAUGUGUGUUGCGAUUCAGGUACAACAUUUCUACAAAUGAUUAUGAUAGUUGGACUACCACAGCAGAACAGAAUGCUGAUCCUGGAAAUCUUGCUGCAGGAACGAAGGUCAAUAUAUAUGAGAAAUAUGGAUUCGCAACUAAAGAGGAAGCAGAUGCACGUGGUUACACUUUUAAAAAUGAUCCAAUUGUAAAAAUAUUUCCUGACCUUAACAUUGAUUUGGCUUUACCUAUUAAUACAGCUCAAUAUGGUCGAACGUUUCAAGACAGAACCUUUACAUUCGACAUUGUGAAACGACCUGCUGAUAUACCCGAUACAGCUACCAUUCACAAUCUGAAUGUACGAGGCAAGAGAGGAAACAUCGUAGAAAAUUACCCGGCAGUGGAAUAUGACUUUGUACCAAAUAAUCUUCGUGUUUCAACUGAGGAUUAUGUUCAUAUACAGUGGACUGGUUCUAAUACUAAUAAUAAUGGAAAUGAUGGACAAGGUCGAGCAGGUACAGAUCGUAAUAAUUUGGUUUUGAUGAGAAAUCAGGUUUAUCCUGAAGGUAAUGGUAUAUAUAACGGACCCGGAAAAGAGUUUGGACAUUUUGGUGUCAACUAUCCUCAGCAUACUAGUAAUUCAACUCUACCUCUUGAUAUCUUGACAAGAUUGGCAUUUUUACAGCCAGGUCAGUAUGGUGGCGAGAUGUCAGAAUUAGAUGAUGCUGGAACCUAUUUUAAUCUUGGUGCUAUCAAGGCACCAGCAUCAGGAACCUAUCACUAUUUGUGCACCAGGAAUAAUAACUUCAGUAACAGAGAUCAAAAGGGAAGAUUAAUUGUCAGUCCUUUCCCAGUUAAUGAAGCUAGUAUUGGACAAAUGGGUGGAACUUUACUAUCAAAGAAAUCUAAAAUAUCAGUAGAAAAGAGAGUGUUUGAUUUACUGCAUCUAUUAAGAACAGAAGAAUGGCCUAUAGAAGAGGGUACUAGACAGAUAAGCUCCAAAAAUAAGGAACUUACUGUGGGUGAUGAGUUUGCUAGUGACUUCCUAGUGAUUUAUCCACAAGAAAAGAUUACUAAACCCGAUAAAACUUUCACAGUACAGAUGGAAGUAGAUGACUCCAAAAAUGAAGUUCAUAUUUAUAGGUCUAAUUCAGAUAAUUUUGCAGCAUGGACAAAGGUUCCUGCUGAAAUAAAAGAUGGAAAAGCAGUAUUCAGUGUUCAAGAGGGAGGAGUUUACGUUGCUAGAAGCAAUCGUAAUGUGGGGUUAAUCGUGGGUUUGACAAUAUUUUCUAUUGUACUUGUGAUCAUAAUUGUAGGUGCCAUUGUUUAUUUCAGGAAACACCCGCAAAAAUGGCAGAAAAUAAUAUCUAAUAUUCAUAAAACUGAACGCUCAAUGAAAAGUAAAGUUUAAAUGGUAAAUUCUCAAAUUCUUGAUCAUUCUUGUUUCAAAACCCGGUGUUCGGUACUUCAUGGAAUUGUUCAAAUAAAAGGUCCAAUCUAUUUCAAUACUUUCAAAAAUGCUCUAUUUUUAUUAACAAAUGUGGGAAAUAUGAGAUUAUUCUGAUGUUGUUUAUUAACAUAUCCUGUCAAUAUUUGCUGUUUUUAACUAACAUUGAUCUUCUCAAAUUAUUAAUUACUUGUUUUGUUGUCUUAUUGUUCUCCUGCAUUAUUGAAUUUUAUGGUAUCUGUUUCUACAUUAACAAUAAAGAAUCCUGCUAGAUCUGUCAAUAGAUGGUUAAUAGCUAUUGUUUGUACACAUAUUUCAGGUUGCCAUAGAUUUCUAUUUGUAUUUUCAUCUGUUUUAGAUACCAAAUAGAAUAAAAGUUACGGUAUUCACAAUAAUUUAGUGCCAAAUAUAUUUUGAGGAUUGUUUCAUUUUAAUUUGUACAUAUAGCUUAGAUUUGUCAAAUAUAAUCGAAUUGUGUUUAAAACUGUGAAAUAUGGCAGGCCUUACAUAUAGAAAUAGGAUGAAUAAACAUCAAUCAGUCAAUAUUAAAAUCUAUUCAAUAGCAAAAUACAUCUAUGUUUAUGUCCUUUGGCAAUCAAAUACACAUUGCGGAGGUUCUGUUUAAAUUAUGUAUUCCAGGUCAGUUUUAGAAGCCAGUCAUGAUUGCUUGAUAAAAAAUGAAAGAAAUGUCUCUGGACCCAUCAGUCAAUAUACAUGCUGUAAAACUAGCAUAUAUUUCAAAACCCCAUUUUCAAACAAGGCUACAAUCAACCUCUGCCUUGUAACUAUAAAAUUUUAUGGCCCAUACAGAAUAUUGAACAGUUAAGUUCUAGCUUAAAAAUUUACCAUGUGUGUAUAUAAUAUGAAUAAUCGAAAUCAACUCCAAUACUACAUCAAAUGUAGUUUACAUCUGAAAAGAUAAUGUUACCAAUUUUAGAUAUUAAUACUUACAAAAAAGUAUGAAAAAAACCCAAUAGAAUACAUGUUUGUCAAGGAAUUUAUAAUAUAAAAUUCCUCUGUUAAUAUUCAGAUAAUUUGUUAUGUUUAGUUCUCCAUUUGAAAACAUAUCAUAGCAUAAUAUUCUUCUUCUUGUAUUUUUUGUAUUGUUCAGUAUGUCCCUUUUUAUGUGUAUUCUUGGGUUUCUUACACGUUUUUUGUACACUUUAAUAAUAGACAUGUUAUUCUGUGUUUAAUGUUUACCAGAUUUGUUCAUGUUGAUAUGUUUCUGUUUUCUCUUUCCAAUUGUUUAAAAAAACAAUCAUGUUUUGUAAAUGUUAGUGAACACAUCUUGCUGGUUAAUAAUCUAACUAAUUUUGCUAUGAACUGGGACCCAUCAAAGAAAUGAAAAAAAAAAGACUAAUUUUGGUUUAAAAUUCAACUAUAUCUAUAUGAAACGUUUUUAGAAAUUCAGAUUUAGACCAACUGAUGUGUUCACUACUGGUGUUUUUAAUAUGUUAAUGUUUUAUAUGUGUUAUAAUUAUGUGAACUUAAGGUGAUUGUGUUCUUCUUGGUUGAUUCUUGGUUAAACGCUUUUGAUAAAAUUGUAAAAUAAAAUUUUAUAUUUUUAUAAAACAGCCAGCUGGUCUGGAAACAGUUUUAGUUGAAAAAAUAUCAUAAAUCUGCAUUAUUCUUGCUUUUAAAUUGACACUAAGUGUCUUGAAGAAUUUGAUUGACAGUUUGUCAAUAUUAUUUUUACCAAUAUUUUACAAUAAUAUAGGUAAUCAAAUUUAUAUGGACUAGUUUUUAAUUGCAUAAAUUAUUGAAUAUACUGAAACAGUGCUUAUUCAUUGUAAUAUUAGCUUGUAUGAUACUGUUCCCUCAAUUGGGGCCUAAAUUAUGUUGUGGAUAAAUAAAAAAUUUUACAAGAAAGAGAUAACAAUAUGUACAUUGAUAGUGUACUAAAAAUAAUAAAUUUAACUACCAGUAUUCAUUAAAUUAUGUUUGGUAUUUGAAUGAACAAUAAGUCCCCAAACUAAUUAUAAUUUCACAGAACAUUUGUUCUAUUUAGCCAUGUAUUAUUUUAACAGCUUAAAGUCUGCACCAUUCAUUAAGAGGCAUUAAAAGUUUGCCAGUCUUCUUGGUUGGCAAAAAAUAACAUUCCAUUUGAUAUAAUUUUACUAUUCAGUUAUAUCGAGCAUGUUCGUGGCUCAGGUUCAGUCCGACGUUUUCAAUUUCAUGUUACGACUCACGCUAUGUGGUGGUUUUUAAAGAGUUCAAUGAACACUCAUCAAAGAGACCAUAGUGCCUGGAUUAUUUUUCUUUGUUGAAAAGGAUAAUGCAGUGUUUAAGAUACAUGACAUUCUUGUUCUCCAAACAUUGCAAAAAUAUGUUACGCAUUCUUCAUUCUAUUUUUUCAGCUUAUAAUAAAUAAUGAUUUUCAUUUUAUUAUUUGUCUAAACAUAUUUGCAGAUGUCAUCACUUUUCAAGAUGGAUUCACAGUAUACUGAAAGAAUAAUUGCAUAAGAUAUAUUGCAAUGAAUUUCAAUAUUUUCAUUUUUUU